AAAUAAAACAUUUUGUACGAGUUAUGAUAGUAGAUACUUAUUUUCAAAUGGUUCAUAUAGUUUUGCCAAAGAGGGAAUGCAUAAAACUGAGAAUCUGAGAUCAGAAAUCAGAACCGCCGCGCCGCUUGUCUCUCCUAGGAAUGCUCUAAUUCUUCUUCCCAAUUCCUUCGACAGUCUUUGAGCACUCAAGGCAUUUUUUGCAACCAAGACCAUGUCUUUACAACAUGAACGAUUAUUGGGCAGCCAAAAGUCGUAAAAAUUUUCCUGAUGGAGGCUAAGUUCUUCCGCUUUCUCAAGAUUGUUGGAGUUGGUUUCAAAGCAAGAGCAGAGGCCGAAGGCCGACUCCUAUACCUAAAACUUGGCUAUAGCCAUGAGGUGGAACUGGCUGUGCCUCCUGCAGUUCGCGUAUUCUGCUUCAAAAACAACGUAGUAUGCUGCACUGGGAUCGACAAGGAUAGGGUGCAUCAAUUUGCUGCUGCAGUCCGGAGUUGCAAGCCUCCUGAAGUUUACAAGGGCAAAGGUAUCAUGUACAUCGACGAGGUCAUAAAGAAAAAGGAGGGGAAGAGAUCAAAAUAAGCUGUGGUGCUCGCAGUUCUGCAUAUGCUACUCUAGAUAUCAAGUUUGAUAAGCAAAUUAGUGCUGUGGCUGAAUGUUCUUUUCACUGAGGAGAAACGUUUAGAAUGUUUCCAUAUUUCCUAUGUUUCAUAACUUAGAUUAGAUCGGGCCUUUUCAACAGGCUGCUGUUUCUUGAGUCGAAAACAUCAGCCAUAUUGUUUUGCAUCUUCGGCUGGGUCUGUGACUUUGUAUACUUUGCUUCUUAUUGGAGUAUUUGGUUUUAGCAA
Salvia hispanica is the source of this 842-nucleotide messenger RNA. RefSeq names its product large ribosomal subunit protein uL6m-like. Lineage: Eukaryota; Viridiplantae; Streptophyta; Magnoliopsida; Lamiales; Lamiaceae. Gene Ontology annotation, biological process: translation. Gene Ontology annotation, molecular function: structural constituent of ribosome; rRNA binding. The record is from RefSeq and is a predicted model, not a curated record. Gene Ontology annotation, cellular component: ribosome.